AUGCGUCGUAUCCUCGUGCCUACUGCAGAGAUACUCAGUAGCGUACUCGACAUCGACCUAUGCAUACGCCUCUUGGUGGAGUGCGGUCCGGUCAUGCAGGAUACUGACUCACUAUGGAUGGCCGUAUCGAAGUAUGCUGGCAAGAGGUUUGGCAAGCUGGUGGCAUCUCCAAACUUCCCAAGACUCCCAGUCUCGGUCCGCUUCGGGCUCAUGUCAGCCAUCACUCUGGCUAUGCUACAAUCCUCGCCAUUAUCACAUUUCAUGAGUGACCCAGAUACCGUCCUGCAGUCUCUAUUACGAUCGGCCUUGCUGCAGCAUAUGGAUAACCGUUCACCUGUCAACCGUCGUUCUUGCUAUCCUAUGUGGCGGCCUGGAGCCGGCUGUGGUCAGCAUGAAGGGUGGUUGUGCUAUAAUUGGAUACCUCGUACUGAGGGUGGCUCGAUGCCUAUAGAUAUGGUGCCUAAUGAGGAUGCUGGCUACGCCUUCUUGGUCGACUGGGGCUCGCAUCGUGUUGUUUGUAUUGAUGAAGGCCCUCCACGAUCCACUCGUAAUAUACCGAGAUCUCCUGAGGAGGCCGCGGCGACAUUCCCCUAUCCACCAUCGAUGCGGGUUAUAGCUGGGAAGGGUGAAAGAG
Messenger RNA from Perkinsus marinus ATCC 50983, 634 nucleotides. RefSeq lists its product as hypothetical. The transcript has 6 exons. The record is from RefSeq and is a predicted model, not a curated record. NCBI's taxonomy places the organism in Eukaryota, Perkinsozoa, Perkinsida, Perkinsidae. The annotation marks the transcript as partial.